Molecule: messenger RNA, 1096 nt
Organism: Manis javanica (Malayan pangolin)
Lineage: Eukaryota; Metazoa; Chordata; Mammalia; Pholidota; Manidae
Gene: POLR2H
Product: RNA polymerase II, I and III subunit H
Biological process (GO): DNA-templated transcription
Cellular component (GO): RNA polymerase I complex; RNA polymerase II, core complex; RNA polymerase III complex
Source: RefSeq, a predicted model, not a curated record
CAUUCCAGUCUUCCGGACAGGUACUCCGAAGAGGGCGUAGUAGAACCUCAGUUGAAAGCGAGAAACCCCGCCACCUUGGCCGGGGGUGGGACCUAUCUUGUCUCCGCCCCGGAGGAGUUACCUUGCUCUGACACCCGCCCUAAAUACUGAAGACUUUCGACAGCAAUCAUUCGGGGCGGAAGUUAAGACGCCCCGAGAGCGAGGCGGCGGAAGUGGUUGCGUUAUUGCGCGUCCGGGCGCAUGCGUUAUUCUAUUCCUUUGCCGCCGCUUUUCAGUCGCUACCUUAUCACCCACUCCUCUCCUUUUCUCCACGUGAGGGGGUUCGCGUACCCCUCGUCGCGCUCUCGGACCUUCUGCUGCUCUCCUGGCCCCCUUACUAUGGCGGGCAUCCUGUUUGAGGAUAUUUUUGAUGUGAAAGAUAUUGACCCGGAGGGCAAGAAGUUUGACCGAGGUAAGUAAGUGUCUCGACUGCAUUGUGAGAGUGAAUCUUUCAAGAUGGACCUAAUCUUAGAUGUAAACAUUCAGAUUUACCCUGUAGACUUGGGUGACAAGUUCCGGUUGGUCAUAGCCAGUACCCUGUAUGAAGAUGGUACCCUGGAUGAUGGGGAAUACAACCCCACAGAUGAUAGGCCUUCCAGGGCUGACCAAUUUGAGUAUGUAAUGUAUGGGAAAGUGUACAGAAUUGAGGGAGACGAAACUUCUACUGAAGCAGCAACACGUCUCUCUGCCUACGUCUCCUAUGGGGGCCUGCUCAUGAGGCUGCAGGGUGAUGCCAACAACCUGCAUGGGUUUGAAGUGGAUUCCAGAGUUUAUCUCCUGAUGAAGAAACUGGCCUUCUGAACCACCUGGGAAGUCAACCUUCCUGCUUAGUCACUCAGGUUUUGGACAUUCAUUCAUCAGGCCUGAGGAGCAGCUCCUGUUGAUCACCUGUUCAAGAGGGGGUUGUUGUCUGUCCAUUGUGGGUGCAUCUUAGGUGGUUUGGACUCAAUGGGAAACUGACUUGCCUGUGAAAGACCCAGUGGCAGAGCUUAAAAUGAAUUAGAAGUUAUUUUGUGUAUAUGAUCUUUUUCAUUAAACGUUACUUUUCAGACUUAAA